AGGGACUAUCGGCACGAAACACCUUCCGCCCAAGACGCGCGUACUAAAACACGCGCUGCUUCUUGCCUGCUACGGUGUCCUCCGAAGUUCAUUCCGCGAUUUGUUUUCCGCGUUUCAGCUAUCGGGGGCCGCAUCCUAGCUAUCCUCAUGUUUCCCCUCUCCAGGAACCAGGAUUGGUUUGAUAAAGCACGGCGGUGAACGGGUUAAGGAGUCGGGGGGUUCAGAUUCCUCCUCUCCUGCUCGCCAUGAUGAACAAAUGAACUCUCGGGGAAUGAAAUUUAAAUUUCACAAAGGAGAAAAAGUUCUCUGCUUUGAACCAGACCCAACUAAGGCUAAAGUGCUGUAUGAUGCAAAGGUGGUUGACGUUGUCCUGGGCAGAGAUGACCGGGGCAGGAAGGUCCCGGAGUAUCUGAUCCAUUUCAACGGUUGGAACAGAAGCUGGGAUCGCUGGGCUGCAGAGGACCAUGUUCUCCCCGACACAGACGAAAACCGCAGACUGCAGCGAAAACUGGCUCGCAAGGCUGUGGCUCGCAUGAAGAGAAAGGGAUGGAAGAAGAGACGCUGUCGUCUUCCAGGUGUUGACUCAGUGCUGAAAAGCCUACCUGAGGAGGAGAAGGAGGGAAAUAGUGACGAUGCGUCUCUGAUUUCUUCUUCUUCUGAAGACAGUGAAGAGGGCAACUCGGAGGACGUUGAAUCAUUAAAAAGUGAUAGUGACUCAUCUGAAGACCUGGAGGAAAUGAAGGAAGAACAAGAGGCUCACGCCAAACGGGAAAGUGAAGAUAAAACAAUCAAGAUUGAUAUCCCUGAGGUUCUUAAGAAAAAGCUGGAAGAUGAUUGUUACUAUGUCAACAAAAGGAAAAAGCUGGUGAAGCUUCCCUGCCAAAUGAAUAUCGUGAACAUCUUGGAGUCCUAUGUGAAACAUUUCACCAUCAAUGCGGCCUUUUCCGCCAACGAGAGAUACCGGCACCCCCAAAGCGUGACUCAUGUUGGAUCUAACCCGCACUAUGUUCCUCCUGAAAAAAAUGAGGAGCUGUGCAAGGAGAUGGUGGACGGGCUGCGGAUAACAUUUGAUUUCACGCUUCCGGUGAUUCUCCUGUAUCCUAAUGAACAAGCUCAAUUCAAGAAAGCCAGCUCAUCCAAGCUGUUCAUGCCCAUCAGGGAUGCAGCGAUGACUUCUGGGAGGAUGCCACGGGAGUGCUCCCCCAGCCCCCCAGGCCUGAACCCAUCCACGCCACAGACCUCGGACUGUCAGUUGGCCCCUGGCGAGCCGUCUACACCCAAACGACGGCGUGCAGAGUCUGAGGCCCCCGUUUCCCUGCGCCGUUCCACCCGUCACACCUCGGGGGGGGACCGGCUGUCUGACCCCGGGGCGUCCCCCCAGCCCAAGAGGCGGCACUCGGAAAUGGCUGCCUCACUGCCGAGAUUCAUCCUCAACCUGGAGAAGAGGACCCCUGUUCACAGCGGCUCCUCCUCACCAUUACCACUGACCCCCAGUAAAGAGGGCAGCUGUGUCUUCUCCGCCCUGGAGAGCAGCAGGAGCAAUGAACUCAAUGAGGUCUUGAGCUGGAAGCUCACUCCAGAGAACUACCCGCUAAGUGACCAGCCGCCGCCUCCAUCCUACAUGUACGGCUCACAGCACCUCCUCCGCCUCUUUGUGAAACUUCCAGAGAUCUUGGGGAAAAUGCUCAUCCCUGACAAGAACUUGAGGGCUCUGGUGAAGCACCUGGAGCUGUUCCUGGGGUUCUUGGCGGAGUUUCAUGAGGAUUUCUUCCCUGAAUCUGCCUAUGUUUCUGCCUCGGAGGCCCACUACAGCAUGAAGAACCCCCGGCCCCUCUGCUGACGGCCUGCCUGGCGGGCUGGAGAGCUCCGGCGUGUUCCUGCUGCUGCUGGUAAUGGUGCUGGUACUGCGCCUUGGGUGACCAGCUGACCCUAAGUGAUGCCACUGCCCUCACCUCUUUGAAUGGCAGAUGAUGGAGCCCAAGCCCUUUUCUGCUUCAGAUCUUCUCCUGGACGGCUGCGGCCACGUUCUGGACCCCUGAGCUUUGACCUGGAGAUCUAUUCCUUAGAUGCCUGUCAUCUUCCCGCUUGGUGACUCCUGAUGUGCUGUUCAGCUUUGCCGGCAGCAGUGUUUGUUUUUGUCGGAGACAUUAGGCCGAGUGAAGUGGAAACCUUUUUAAAGAUGAUUCCCUGUUGAUUUGGAUGUUUUCUGCCAUAUUGGCCUUCGCUGAACUCUUAUUUGCUGACACAAUGGUCCAGCUGUGGAUAUCACUGUUAGUGAUUUUUUUAGUUUUGACAAUGUUUAUAGAACAGUUCCCAUCAGCAAAGUUUUUUUUCCUCAUCUUUUUCGAUUUUGCUGGUCUGUGUUUUUUUUCUUGCAGUGUUGUGCUGCUGAAGAAAAAAGGUUUUCAGAUUAAAUUCAGACAGCAUAAGUUCUAUAUAUAAUUUCUUUAUAGAAGUCUGUUAUUGCAAAUUUACUACAAAAGGUUCUGGGAUGUUUUUAUAUGAAGCUGAAUUUCCCUCGAUUGUCAUGCAGGGGUUACUAGGUUGUGUGUAUGAUGCAGCACGAAUCUACUCAAAUGUAAAGGAUACAUUUUUCUGUAAUAUAGAGAGGUGCUUUCAUAAAUAUCAGCUUGGGUAAACCCAAUGUAGUUUAAGUGUUUUUGUAUUGGGAAAAUAUUGUGGGUAAUACUGUAAUACCGAAAUCUGCUUCAUUUCCACUAUCUGGUGUGAACACAUUACUGAACUGCAUUUUAAUAUGACACAGAAGGUAACAUUAAUUGUCCUUGUCACGUUUGGAUGUAUAUGGGGAAAAGGAACUGGACAGUGUCUUUCGAAAAUGCUGACAUGGUCAUAUUCUGCUGUGGGGCAGGAACAGUGCGAAGGCUGAGCAUGAGCGGAAGUGCAUAUUUACAUCGUUUUAUGGCGUCUCAAGCUGGGUAUCUGCUUACCACCACGUUGAUCAUUAGGCCACAGUGAGCAAAAUUGCUCUUAUUCCUAUAUAUACUACAUAUGUCAAGUUUUGAACUUCAUCCAUGCAGCAAUGGCUGCACUCCUGUAUAAAAAUGUGAAAUAGACUGCACAGUAUGAGUAAUUAUUGCACAGAGAAAGGCUUUAGGAUUUUAAUGUUUAAUGUAGCUGUCCAAAGCUUAGCCGUCUGGGGAAGAACAUUAUGAAAGCAGUAGAGAAUGAAGUUUAAAUGAGCUUUAUCAUCUUGGGUUGUAGAUGUUGGCACAUGGUGGCUGUGACCUACUGUGCUAUUUCACAUUAAUAAUUCACUGAUGGUUUAAUGAGCUUUUCUUUAUAGUGAUAGAUUCAUGCUAUUUAAACUGGAUGUUUCUUUGUCAUGCAAAUGAUGAUGGAUAAGCUUUUUUGCUGGUAUUUCAUAUCUAAUUUGCAGUUUUAUGAAGAGAACCUAUAAUGAAGCAAGUAAAUAUGCAAUUUAUACACGCUGAAUGGAAAAUCGAAUUAAACCAUGCAAGGUAAACUGUAGGCCCUUCAUGUUGAAAAAGAUGUAUGUAGUUUCACCAAAUGCAAAUCUGCAUAAAAGAAUAUCAGGACAGCCAGGUUGUGGCCUCUUUCAGGUUGCAGUAAAAGCAGCUGUAUGUGUAGUUGGAAUAAUAACUUGCAUUUUCUUUAUGAUGUUACUAAAAUGCAUGUUUAGAAAUCUAAAAGAUACUUAUGGUGCUUUUUCUCACACUUUUAAUCAGAACAUAUUUUUCCAGGACUGAAAAUGUGCUAAACGGAUUGAAUUGAACAAAAAACAGCGAAAAUCUAUAUAUACACAUACUUUUUCUAUAAAAGGAACUUUUUGUACAGAACUGUGCCAAUGCUUAACAAUGGGAAAUCGUAUAUUUGUCUUUGGUGUUUGCUGUGUCUUUAAUCUCCAAAUUUUAGGUAUUUCAGUAAUUCACAGGGUAUCUGUGAUCACAAAGCAAUCCUAAAAUUUAUAAGAAUACUGCAGAAAAUACUUUUUCCCUUCAUUUAAAAAUAAAGGUUCUUUAAGUCUGA
Molecule: messenger RNA, 4008 nt
Organism: Brienomyrus brachyistius
Lineage: Eukaryota; Metazoa; Chordata; Actinopteri; Osteoglossiformes; Mormyridae
Product: male-specific lethal 3 homolog
Exons: 13
Coding region: 257-1840 (527 amino acids)
Biological process (GO): chromatin organization; regulation of DNA-templated transcription
Cellular component (GO): nucleus; MSL complex; NuA4 histone acetyltransferase complex
Source: RefSeq, a predicted model, not a curated record